Messenger RNA from Catharus ustulatus (Swainson's thrush), 4761 nucleotides. It is a transcript of the gene NR2F1, whose product is annotated as nuclear receptor subfamily 2 group F member 1. The transcript has 3 exons. Bases 1983 to 2804 code for a protein of 273 amino acids. Gene Ontology annotation, molecular function: zinc ion binding; nuclear receptor activity; RNA polymerase II cis-regulatory region sequence-specific DNA binding. The record is from RefSeq and is a predicted model, not a curated record. Gene Ontology annotation, biological process: positive regulation of transcription by RNA polymerase II; cell differentiation; anatomical structure development. NCBI's taxonomy places the organism in Eukaryota, Metazoa, Chordata, Aves, Passeriformes, Turdidae.
CACACACAUUAAAAUAUAAAUAUAGUAAAACAAAUACACACACAUAUAUAUGUGUGUAUAUAUAUAUAUACACACGCAUAUUUACUGCUCUUCGUAGCAAUCCAGGACUCUCUAUAUAUUUCCAUGAACACGCCAAUCUAUUCCUCUGCCUGCACUCCAUCUGGCAGCUUUGCACCAGGUUCUGUUGUUAUUGUCGAUGGUAGUUGGUGGUGUUUUACUUUUCGGUUUGUGCCUCCUGCCCUCCCUCCCGCUCUUCCCCACCCCCUUCUCCGGCACUGCCACACUCUCCCGUUUCCCGAUAAUUGUGCAGAGAAUUUAUUAUUGUUUUUGCUACUAUUACUACUACUAUUACAAUUGCUUGCUAAAUAUUUAUCAUUUAGCCGCUAUCCCCACUUCUCCCUGCGCGCGCGUGUGUGCGUGUGUGUGUUUUAGAUGUGAUUUUGUCUAUUGUUGGCAUGAGACCGGAGGGUGGGGGGAGAUACAUCUUUCUCCCCUACGAGAUAUGCUUCCAUUCAGCUUCCUUCCCCCUCACCCCCUCCCCACCCCCUUUCCACCUCAUCAUUUCUUUUUAAACCUGCAAUACUUCUCGAUAGAUCCACCUCUCAGGCUCGUUUUUUCCGAAAGAAAGAUGAAAGACGUGUAAUUAGAGAAAGAGGAAAGGGUGUGAAAAAGAUGGAAGGGAGAAAAGCAGAAAAAAAAAAAAAAAGAAAAAGGAAAAAAAAAAAAGGUGAAAUGUGCUACUCUCAUCUCCGCUUCCCUGUGCUUCCCGGUGUCCCCGAGUGUGCUUCCGUGCGAGAUUUGGCCUUGUUUUCAUUUCAGGCGUUCAAAGGAAAGUUUGGGGCUGAACCGUGUUUCUGUACUUCUGUUCUUUCUUUCUUUCUUUCUUUCUUUGCACUGCUCAUUUUAUUUCUUCAUCAAACUCCGCCCUCUCCUUCAAGUCUUCAUGCUAAUCUCGAUUAGUAUCUUUACCGGUUCUUCUUUUAGCAGCAUCCGCAGCCUGCAUCUGGCAGCGGGAUCCCCACCAUUUCCAAAUGCUCUGCUAUUUUUUUUUCCUCCUUCUUUCUAAAAGUUACUUGUGAUUUUCCUUGAGUUCAGAUUCAUUCUCGUGUAGGGAGAUUUCAUGCCCCCCUUUCUCCUCGAAACAUGUUCUCGUGGUUUAAAGUUUACCCUCUGACUGUCGUUAAAGAUGUUCUAAAGAUGUGACAUCAGCGAAAUAGAUGGUUUUGUGGAGCAGGGAUUUUAAACAUCUAUUUUAUAUGCCACAAUAAAAGGAAUUGAAUCAGGCUGCUCCAGCUCUUUGGUAAGAGCUCACAAAUAUGAUGGCUUCAUUGGUAGCUGCAGGAGCUGUUGGUAGGCACCUGAGAGAGUGAAGGCAAGCAAAAAAAAAUUAAGGGAAGGAGGAGAAAAAAAAAAUUUAAAAAGUGAGAACUGUGCACGCAGUUAAAUGAAAAAUAUCUGCCAAGUUUGCAAGUAGAUUGAAGAGGGACAGGUAGGUUGGAGAGCAGGAGGACACAGAUCUGGCCCGAGUGGCGAGGAGGGGCAAGAAAAGAGAAAGUUGAGAAAAAUGUGGCACGCCGGAAACAUGAGCGGGUGUGUGCCAGCAAGCCUGUGCUGUUGUGCGGGUGUGUGUCUAUGUGUGCAGGGUACAAGCAUACCUGAGUAGCCGUAUCUUCCCCUGAAGUUACGUUUGUUUACAUGGUAAGCGGCUGCAAACGCUGGCACUGAUGGAGUAAAACACACGCACACACACACAAAAAAAAAAAAAAAAAAAAAAAGAAACCAAAACCAAAAAAACCCCCACCAACUUUGGUCAGCUUUCGGGACUUGAGGCAUGCUUACGCUCUGUGUGGAGAUGGUUAAUGAAUCUAGUGUUUUUGCAGUUGCAAGCUUGUGCAUUCACUGUGCAACGCUGACUGCAGGCUUUUGCAGUGGCAACAGCUCACCAAAGAUAUUAAUUACACCGUCCCCUUUUUUUCCCACCAAUGUUUGGCUAUUCGGUUCAGCGAGGAAGAAUGCCGCCCACCCAACCCAACCCCGGCCAGUACGCGCUGACCAACGGCGACCCUCUGAACGGGCACUGCUAUCUCUCGGGAUACAUCUCCCUCCUGCUGCGGGCCGAACCCUACCCCACCUCCCGCUACGGUAGCCAGUGCAUGCAGCCCAACAACAUCAUGGGCAUCGAGAACAUCUGCGAGCUGGCCGCCCGUUUGCUCUUCAGCGCCGUCGAGUGGGCCCGCAAUAUCCCCUUCUUCCCCGACCUGCAGAUCACCGACCAGGUGGCCCUGCUGCGGCUCACCUGGAGCGAGCUCUUCGUCCUCAAUGCUGCCCAGUGCUCCAUGCCACUCCAUGUUGCCCCGCUCCUGGCCGCCGCCGGUCUCCACGCCUCCCCCAUGUCGGCCGACCGUGUUGUCGCCUUCAUGGACCACAUCCGCAUCUUCCAGGAACAGGUGGAGAAGCUGAAGGCUCUGCACGUCGAUUCGGCUGAAUACAGCUGUCUGAAAGCCAUCGUCCUCUUCACCUCAGACGCCUGCGGCCUGUCGGAUGCUGCGCACAUCGAGAGCCUCCAGGAGAAAUCGCAGUGCGCUCUAGAGGAGUACGUGCGGAGCCAGUACCCCAACCAGCCCAGCCGCUUCGGGAAGCUGCUGCUGCGGCUGCCCUCCCUGCGCACCGUAUCCUCCUCCGUCAUCGAGCAGCUCUUCUUCGUCCGCUUGGUAGGUAAAACCCCCAUCGAAACCCUCAUCAGGGAUAUGCUACUGUCGGGGAGCAGCUUCAACUGGCCUUACAUGUCCAUCCAGUGCUCCUAGAGCCCAUCCCGCAUCCCCGGCAGAGAGGCGGCGAAGCAGCGGAGAGGGAAACGCUCGCACCGAGGGGCAGUCGGGGUGCAGGGGGGUCCCGGGAAGUGGACACGGAACAAAAGAAAGGGCGAGUGGGAGCAGAGAUGGGGCCGUGGAGGGGAGAAGGACGGACCUGUGGUCCGUGGAGGUUGUGAUGUUUCGCCUUUUUUUUUUGCCUAUUUUGUUUUUUUUUUUUUGUUUUCUUUCGGAGAUGAGGAAUAAAGAAAUAAAUAAUAUUAAUAAAAGAGACAAAAAAAUGAGUAUUGAGGGGAUAUUAACCAAACCUGAAGGGGAUACUGGAUCUUCCAGGAUUUAUUGUGGACUGUUGUUGAUAAAUGCUGUACAGUAAACCAACAAAACAAAAAAGAACUGAAACUGAACUGAACCUUGUGUAGAAUGGAAAAAAAAAAAAUCAGCCAAAACCAAGCAAACAGCAACAAAAUUUCCAUGCACGAACACUUUCCAUGAACAUUAUUACUCAUUUUGUAAUAUAUUAGUCUUUAUUUUCAUUUUUGGUAAAAGUUUAAACAUCAUAUGCGCAUAAAGGGAAAAAAAAGGAGAAUUAGGGGAAAAUAACAUUUUCCAAAUAAUUAUAAAAGAAUUGUCCUGUGUCUAUGUAUCUAUAUCUGUUUUGUAUUUUUUUCUGGUUCCAAACCAGGUUUCCUGUGAUUCUAUACUAAUAAUUUUUGAUAUAACCCUUUGCUUCUUAUAAUGAGUACGAUAUAUGUUGUCAAAGUUGUUCUUCAAGAAUUAAAAUUAAAGUGAGAAUUAAAAAAAAAAAAUAAAAGUAUUUAGCAAAAAAGCCCCCAACUUAUCACCCCACAACUCAUGAGUCUUGUUGCUUGAAACAUGCCAACAAUUCACAUAAAAAGAAAGAAAGAAAGAAACAAACAAAAAACAACAAAAAAGGGAAAAAACCACCCAAACCAUAAACAACAACAACAACAACAAAAAUCUCCCCACAUUUUUAAUUCCUGUACUGGUGCUGAAAAGAAGAACUUAAAAAUACUUGGGAGGGGUAACCGAGUCAUGUAAACUAUUGGAUGCUUCAAAAUGGACUUGAUUGUAUAAGCUUAGGGCUGAGCUGUCAAGGCCUAGAAAAAGGGAGCAGUAGUUGCAGUGUGAUGCCUCAGGUGACCUCACUUCACUAGAACUGCACCACAGACUCUCCACCAAGGCUGAAGCCUAUCAGGCUGACCUGCCCCCUUUUGAAACACCUUCUCUCAUCACCUGGGUUUUCUGCUGAGUUCACACACUGCUUUUUACUCUCAGACAUUGUGGGCAUAGUUUGAAGUCACCAUAUGCCAUCAUCUCUACCUGUGCAGCAGGAGGCAUAGGGGCCUGUUUAUUCCAGGCAUGGUGGCAUUUGGCUUCUGGGGCUAGGUGUGGGGCUGUAGGGUUUCUGUUUUUAUCUUCUUUUCCACUCCAAGGCCCUCACAGACCCCCGAAUAUGCUCUAGUGUGCAUGCCUUCUGCUUACUGUCAGCCAGAACAGAUCUCUUGCUUUUUUUCCCAACUCUAGUUGCUGUGUGUGGAGGGUAUUCCCACUCCAUUAAUAUAGAAAUCCAGCUGGAUGCUUGCUCAUUGGGUGGUGAGCUAGUGCAUUUCAUGUAUGCUUAUGUGCCAUAGCCAUGCAAAAAACACAGGCUGUGACACCCCACACCAUGGCCCACCCACUGCCAGGGCCUGAGCUCUGUGCCAAAAGCCCCUUUUCAUUUCAGCUUGUCUUUUUUUUUUCCCAGAAAAUUAAAAAUCGUUUUUGUAAUGGAGCUGCUUUGAAGGUAAAGGCUUCUAGCUGGUGGUGCAGAUCUCUGUAACAGCUUUCAGUGCAUUAAUGUUUUAUAGGAUCUGAGAUGGAGCUGUAAGAACACAUACUACCAAGGGAGCUCUUUCUUAAUGUAUUAAUAAAGCUGAAUCCUUAAAAAUAA